AUGGGCGCGGUGAGGACGAUGCGGGACGGGACGACGCGAGGGGAAGGCGAGAGAGACGCGCGCGAGGGGACGCGCGCGAGAGGAACGACGACGACGACGACGACGACGACGAGUUUGGACGCGUUCGACGCGCGGUUAGCGCGGGCGAGGGAAAGAGCGAUGCUCGCGAGGGAAGAGACGGAACGCGUGGAGAAGUGGUUGCGAGACAGCGCGGCGGCGACGCGGCGAGGGGAAGGCGCGAGAGGCGAAGGCUCGAGAGGACGGCGGUCGGACGACGACGGAGGCGUGAAGAUGGCGAUGGCGAGCGAGGAGGACGUCGAGGUCGAAGAGUAUGAUUAUGGGGUGGAAGAAGAACGCGCGAUGCGCUCGUCGAUGGCGACGACGUUGGUGGCGAGGGAAUCGAUGUCCUCGUUGUUCGUGCCGCAGCGUUCGCCGGCGAGGUCGGUGAUACACAGGCCGAUACCGAGGCGGCCGCUGAGCGCGAGCGUGGAGGGCACGGAGUGGACGACUUUACGAGCGAAAGCGACACGAUCAGGCGACACGCGCACGAACGUGUCGAUAGUGAGCGAUGAAGAUGGUAGGAGCGCGUUUCAAUCGCUCGCCAGGGACAACCGCGCCGGGCUGGACGGACUAGGCGACAUGGUGGCGAGGACGACUAUUUCGAGCGGCGUGCUCGACGACGGAGGGUUGGACGGAGGAAUGAGUACGCCGCCGCGACCGCACCGAUCGCCGCUACGUCCACCGGUGGCUCGUCCGAGGAAUCGCACACUGAGCGAGGAUUUCUCUAGUCCCGUUCGCCUGUCGUCGUCGAUGGAGCUGAGACAUUCCACCAGCUCGCGCAUGACGUUGUUAGAAUCCGUCGCACACGAGGCAGAGUACGAACGCGCGCGUAUGUCUGAAAAGUCUUACGACGAUAGCGAGCCUCGGUAA
Messenger RNA from Ostreococcus lucimarinus CCE9901, 930 nucleotides. RefSeq lists its product with no specific name. NCBI's taxonomy places the organism in Eukaryota, Viridiplantae, Chlorophyta, Mamiellophyceae, Mamiellales, Bathycoccaceae. Bases 1 to 930 code for a protein of 309 amino acids. The record is from RefSeq and is a predicted model, not a curated record. The transcript has a single exon.